This is a messenger RNA of Arachis ipaensis, 1402 nucleotides long. Its product is annotated as ABSCISIC ACID-INSENSITIVE 5-like protein 2. Gene Ontology annotation, biological process: positive regulation of DNA-templated transcription. Gene Ontology annotation, molecular function: DNA-binding transcription factor activity. The record is from RefSeq and is a predicted model, not a curated record. Lineage: Eukaryota; Viridiplantae; Streptophyta; Magnoliopsida; Fabales; Fabaceae. Gene Ontology annotation, cellular component: nucleus.
UAAAAUUGCAAGGAAAUGCAGAAUUUGCCAUUUGGUUAUCUCUCUUCACUUCUCUCUCUCACCAACCUGGGUAUUGUCAUUCCUUUCCUCCGACCACACCACUUUUAUUACACACACUCGAUUCUCUUCAUUCUCACACUUAAGUUUUUUUUUUUUUUUAUAAUUUAUUUUCUUCAAUCUUUCUCCCAAAACCCAUUGUUUCUCUUCACUCACUUACUCACUCUCAGAUCGGUGUUUCGUAACCAGGCUUGGAUUUUGUGAGCAUGUUCGGUUUAUGAAAUAUGAAGUGAACUUUUAUCAUUGAUAUUUGGUUACUGGGGGAUCCAUACUAUGGGGUCUCAAGGUGGUGGUGAAAGUAAUGGUAAACAUGCACAGCUUCAGCCUUUGGCACGGCAAAACUCAAUGUACAGUCUUACGCUCGAUGAGGUUCAGAAUCAAUUAGGUGACUUAGGAAAACCCCUAGCUAGUAUGAACCUUGAUGAGCUUCUAAAAAAUGUAUGGACUGCUGAGGCCAACCAGUCUAUAGGUAUGGAAAUUGACCGCACAACACAAGCUAAUCAAGCUGCGCUGCAGCAUCAAGCUAGUCUAUCGAUAACUAGUGCGCUUGGCAAGAAGACAGUUGAUGAGGUAUGGAGAGAUAUCCAGCAACAUAAAGAUAACAACGAGAAGAAGCCUCGAGACAGACAAGCUACAUUGGGAGAGAUGACCUUGGAGGCUUUCUUGGCGAAAGCAGGGGUCGGGAUUGUCCCUGAAGCAUCGGGUAAUACUAAAAGUGCUGGUCCUUUAGCUGUUGCUGAUUCUAAUUUAACAGCACCACCAUUCCCUCCACAAGGUCCAAUGAUGCAAUAUGCACAACCACAGUAUCAGCAUCCUCAGCAAAGUUUAAUGGGGAUGUAUAUGGCUGGCCAGAACAUAGCACAGCCAUUGCACAUGGGGGCUGGUGCUGCUUUGGAUGUUCCAUAUGCUGAUGGUCAGGUGGCAAUGCCUUCACCUUUGAUGGGAAGCUUGUCCGAUACGAAGAUACAUGGGAGGAAAAGGGGCACACCGGAGGACAUAUUGGAGAAGACGGUGGAAAGGAGGCAGAAGAGGAUGAUCAAGAAUCGGGAAUCUGCUGCCCGAUCUAGAGCAAGGAAGCAGGCUUACACAACGGAAUUAGAGAAUAAGGUGUCGCGCCUGGAAGAGGAAAAUGAAAAGCUGAGGAAACGGAAGGAACUAGAGAACCUGUUGUCUAGUGCACCCCCACCACCCCAACCUCGAUAUCAGAUUCGCCGAACAUCAUCUGCCUCGUUCUGACAUCUGUACCUGUAAGUGGAGGCAGGGUAGUCAAUCAAAGGCACCAAAGCUGUUGUAUUAGUUGGUGCUUUAGGUUGCCUUUCUUGAUAACAGUUUAAAUAAAAAGGGG